This is a messenger RNA of Penicillium malachiteum, 1305 nucleotides long. Its product is annotated as NAD(P)/FAD-dependent oxidoreductase. Bases 1 to 1305 code for a protein of 434 amino acids. Gene Ontology annotation, molecular function: oxidoreductase activity. The transcript has 3 exons. The record is from RefSeq and is a predicted model, not a curated record. Lineage: Eukaryota; Fungi; Ascomycota; Eurotiomycetes; Eurotiales; Aspergillaceae.
AUGGUGGGAAUGAAAAACACAUUACGAGCUUUGUGCCUUCUUUUCAAUUUAGCUUCAGCCUUGACUGUUCCCCAAGAGAUCCUGGAAAACGAAAAUGGCAUUUCCCAACUCGCGGAAAACGACCUGAGAAUCAACACCACCGAGAUUGAAACAUUCAAUUUUGCAGCAACCGACAUUAGAUCAUGCGAGAACUGGGACCCAAACGAAUGGGACUAUGAUGUUGCGAUUGUUGGUGGUGGCCCUGCAGGUUUGGCUGCAUCCAUGUCCUUGGGUCGAGUCGCCCGAACCUCCUUAAUGUACGAUUCAGAGGAGUACCGAAACGCAAAGACUCGAUAUAUGCAUGAUGUGCUUGGACAAGACGGCCAAGUUCCAUUGAAAUUCCGUGUUGCGGUCCGGGGGCAAAUUGAUGAGCAUUAUAGUGAAUAUUCGUUUCGUGCAACUCGCGGAAGUAAAGUCACUGCAAUCCAGCCUCUGUCCAAAGGCUUCCGUGUUUAUGAUAGCAAAGGAGGCAAGAUCACCGCGCGAAAGAUUAUCUUGGCUACUGGAGUCACCGAUGUGCUCCCAAACAAACCCGGAUUUGCCGAUGCGUUUGGGCGAGGCUUAUUUUGGUGUCCCUGGUGUGAUGGAUUUGAUUACAGAGGACGCGAUAUGGUGGUCAUUGGGAAGUCUGGAAAGUUGGCUAGCGCUAUCGGCUCAGCAUUGAAUCUGCGAAAGUUGACGACGAAGAUCCAAAUCGUUGCUGGUGGAAGAAUCACUGAUGCGGAUAAAGCGGCUGCAGAGGAGAGAUGGCCUGGUUGGGAGAAGGUCAUCAAGACAACUUACGGGAUCAAGAUCCACGAAGUGGAUGUCACGAAGAUCGAGAGAACUGCCAAGGGCACUGAGCCUGGUGAUGAUGAAUAUAGACUCACCUUGAACGGUGCUCCGUCUUCCAUAAUCACACAUGGUAUUCUUAUCAGUGCGGACACCGACCAGACGUCUGAUUUAUACAAGCAGCUGCAUUUACAAAUGGAUGGCAAAUCCAUCAAGGUACAGUCUAACAUGGAGACCAGUGUGAAUGGAAUAUAUGCUGUUGGGGACGCCAAUAAUGAUGGGAGUACUAAUGCCUACCACGCUAUGUGGAGUGCCAAGCGUGCUGUGGUCAAUGCACACGUUGCCAUCUCAAAAGAUGAAUACCUCGAGAGUGUUCCUGCUGCUAUGGUGGCUGCUAUGGGCGGUGACGAACGAUUCUAUGAGCGUCAAAUCGAGGAGCUUCACUGGAUGAUGGGCAACGAUGUUGAAGAGCUCUACAAGGCCCUUGGUGGCUAA